AUGCCAUUUUUUCAGGAUAAUGAAGAUUCUGUCGCAGAAGAAACAACGCAGAAACAAUUAAUAUCAGACAAAGAGACAACUCUCCAGAAUGCAAUGACUGAGCCUGAAUCAGUUGAAGAGGCUGUCCAGGAAAUGCCAAUGGGAAUCCAUGGUCAUGUACCAGAGAACAUUAGUGUAGGGCAAACCAAGCAAGCAGACAAAUCAACGGUCGAACAACUGAUCUCAAGACAGAAGAAUCAGGAAGAAACCAGUGUAUUUAGCAGACUAUGUUACAUGAACACACCUUUGACAAUAAGUGUAAAAAAAUAUAUUUAUAAGUACAUGUAG
This is a messenger RNA of Paramuricea clavata, 327 nucleotides long. NCBI's taxonomy places the organism in Eukaryota, Metazoa, Cnidaria, Anthozoa, Malacalcyonacea, Plexauridae. The record is from the annotation of a GenBank genome assembly.